Ictalurus furcatus (blue catfish) is the source of this 1322-nucleotide messenger RNA. RefSeq names its product small integral membrane protein 13 (gene smim13). Lineage: Eukaryota; Metazoa; Chordata; Actinopteri; Siluriformes; Ictaluridae. Bases 196 to 462 code for a protein of 88 amino acids. The record is from RefSeq and is a predicted model, not a curated record. The transcript has 3 exons.
CGGGUCACCUACUUCCGGAUUAUUUUGUUGUUGACUACAACUCGUACAGUUUUGCUAGGAAAUAUUUUUUUCUUAAACGUGUCGCAGUUAUGUAGACAGCUUCAUAACAGAAGACCAGCAGGCCCUCAAUGAGCCGCGUGUGUCCCCGUGAGGAAAGAGUGGACUGACAGACAAAGAGAGGGAGAGAGACAGAGAAUGUGGCAGAGUCUGGGCUUGACUGUGCUGGUCAUCGUGGCCACUCUCAUCUGCGUGCUGCUCUUCAUGCUCUUCGGUUGGUACGUGGUGUGGCAGCUCUUCCUUUCCAAGUUUAAGUUCCUGCGAGAGCUGGUCGGGGACACGGGCUCGCCACAGGCCGAAACGGAACCCUCGGAAUCGGACAGCGAACGCAGUUCCCCUCCGACGCCCCGCCAUCGAACCAAACCCGCACGCCAAAGAGUCGCUUUUCCAAGCAGCACUACGUAAAUUUCAAGAAAGCACCGUCAAGCUCCAAAAUGAAAUUUAAGAAGCUUGCCCCUUUUAGACCUUGCCAAAAAUAAAGAAAGGGUUGCCAAGCAGAAUUAAAAUGCUUAAUAUCGAUGUGUAUAAUCGUAGUCUAUACAGCAUUUUCCUUGAGUAAAAUGACAGCUUCUCUUCUCACUCCCUGCCUUCACCUCUUCCUCUCCUGUCUUUAGUUUUAUUCCAUUGUCAGAAAGGCACUGUGUUUAUCCUCUUGGUGAUCAGUUAAAGGCGAGUUCUUCUUCGCCAAUCACCUCCAGAAUCUUACAGUUAUAUUGUGAUCCAACCCUCCAACUGUUUUGUGAUCUGAAAAAUGUUUUGACAAAAAGACAAAGCAGACAGUUGGAAGACAUUUAAACUAAGAUUUUUCCGUUUCCGAAGCGGCUCUGACAGGCCCGCUACGCCCCAGAUUGAGUGAGUUGCCAUCAUGCUGCUAACCAUUUCAUUCAUGUUACCGCAUACAGGCUGCUAGGUGAGAGGGAACUGUAAAAGGAGACCUACCAAUGCUCUGAAAGCUAAACAUGUGACGCAAACUGACCAAACAGUCUUAACUUUAUUUACGCUCAACACUUUUUGAUGUCUGACGUGCAAUGCGAAGAGGAACGUACCAAUCAGCUAGCAGAAUAUAGGUCCCUCAACUGUUUUCUUUAACCAUGCUAAAGAUUAAACUUAACAAUCAGAUCUGUUACUAGUCGACUCCACUCCUUCUGAGCGAAAAGCAGCAAGGAAUCUGUUAUAUUUUAUGUUUUAGGAUCAUUUCCGUUAUGACAGCAGCUGUAUUUUUUCCUUCACAAUAAAAGUAUUGGAUAAAAACUUCGGUUACACUA